CAAUUCAUUAUGUUUUUCCGCGCAUCCUUCGUUGCUUCCUUGUUGGCGGUUCUGCCUCAGGCUUUAGCCUCCGAGGCCUGCCAUUGCUUCCCCGGAGACACCUGUUGGCCCACUGAAUCUGAGUGGUCUCAAUUCAACAACACCAUCGAGGGUCGACUAGUGGAGACCGUGCCUCUAGGCACACCUUGUCAUGACCCUAACUACAAUGCUGCGACCUGUGCAGUCUUGAAGGAUGGAUGGCUCUUUCCCGAGCAACACUAUGAAUCGUCUUCCUCGAUUAUGGCACCGUUCUUUGCCGAGGGUGCUUGUGAUCCCUUCCACCCCGUCUCAAAGCCCUGCACACUGGGUAACUAUGUGCGCUACAGCGUGGAUGUUACCAGCCCCGAUCAGAUUUCCAACACUGUAAAGUUUGCAACCGAGCACAACAUCCGUCUUGUCAUCCGUAACACCGGCCACGACUACAAUGGCCGAUCCACUGGUGCUGGAUCCCUUGCAAUCUGGACUCACCACCUGAAAGAUCUGUCAAUCGACUCCUACGAGGAUGAGCACUACUCCGGAAAGGCCAUGACUAUGGGCGCUGGAAUUCAGGGCUUCGAAGCCUACGAGCUUGCCGAGAAGACUGGCUACCAGGUCGUUGGCGGUGAAUGCCCCUCCGUUGGUCUUGCCGGUGGCUACUCCCAAGGAGGUGGUCACUCCGCCCUCAGCUCCCGCUACGGUCUGGCCGCCGAUCAAGUCCUGAAAUGGGAGGUCAUCGAUGGCCAGGGUAACUUCAUCACCGCCACCCGUGACAACGAAUACUCCGAUAUCUUCUGGGCUCUUAGCGGUGGCGGUGCGGGCACUUACGGUGUCGUCUGGUCCAUGACCUCAAAGGCACACCCCGGAACUCCCGUCUCCGGCCUGAACAUGACAUACACAAGUGAGGGUAUCUCGCAAGAUACCUUCUACAGUUCCGUCGAGGCCUUCCACGCCGAGCUGCCCGCUAUCGUCGAUGCAGGUGCUAUGAGCGUUUGGUACUUCACUAACACUAGCUUCUCUAUUGCUCCUAUCACCGGUCCCAACAUCCCUGUCGCUGACUUGGUGGCCCUUCUCAAGCCCUUCACCGACAAACUCGACAACCUCGGCAUCAAGUACACCACCGUUUCCAAGCAAUACGACAGCUACUACCGUCAAUUCCAGGAUAUGCAAGGCCCCAUCCAGGUUGGCACUGCCCAGUAUGGAGGCUGGUUGGUCCCGAGAUCGGUCGUUCAGGACAACAACCACGCCCUGCUGACUGCCUACCGUGAGAUCACCGAGGCCGGUGGUGUCUUCAUUGGUGUCGGCUUGAACGUCUCCCAGAAGGUGACUGGAGACGUCCACAACGCAGUCCUCCCUGCUUGGCGCGAGACCCUGAUUGAUACUACUUUGACUACCCCUUGGGAGUGGGAUAAUGAUGCUCUCAUGUUGGAGCGCCAGCGCCAAAUGACCGAGGAUUUCAUUCCUAAGCUGACUGCGCUGUCUCCCGAGUCCGGUGCUUAUAUGAAUGAGGGUGACUUCCAGCAGCCCAACUUCAAAGAGGUCUUCUACGGUACCAACUAUGAUGCCUUGCGUAAGGUCAAGGCCAAGUAUGACCCGAACAAUAUCUUCUACGCCAGAACUGCUGUCGGUUCCGAUGAGUGGACCGAGAGUGAGGAUGGCCGCUUGUGCAAAGCGACCUAG
Molecule: messenger RNA, 1695 nt
Organism: Penicillium verrucosum
Lineage: Eukaryota; Fungi; Ascomycota; Eurotiomycetes; Eurotiales; Aspergillaceae
Product: FAD-binding oxidoreductase
Exons: 3
Molecular function (GO): FAD binding; oxidoreductase activity
Source: RefSeq, a predicted model, not a curated record